This is a messenger RNA of Gigantopelta aegis, 3492 nucleotides long. Its product is annotated as rab3 GTPase-activating protein catalytic subunit-like. The record is from RefSeq and is a predicted model, not a curated record. The coding region runs from base 119 to 3199 and encodes 1026 amino acids. The transcript has a single exon. NCBI's taxonomy places the organism in Eukaryota, Metazoa, Mollusca, Gastropoda, Neomphalida, Peltospiridae. Gene Ontology annotation, biological process: positive regulation of GTPase activity. Gene Ontology annotation, molecular function: GTPase activator activity.
UGGGCGAUGACUGGAAAGUGCCAGGUUGUACAAGACCAACAAACGUUCAUUAGCAGCUGGCUUGGUAUCGUAAAUACAAUUAAUUUGAAACAAAAAUACACGAUCUCGUUGUGUAGCAAUGGCAGACGAAGACUCGGAUGUGUUUGAAAUUACCGAUUUUACGACUGCAUCGGAAUGGGAAAGGUUUAUUGCAAGAUUGGAAGAAAUUCUUCACGAAUGGAAACUGGCAAAUCGCCCACCUCUGCAACCAGCUCCAAAAGACGAAUACACGAAUGGGACCUGGGAUGAACGCACUGAUGCAAUAGACUUUGCAGAUUUUAAGUUCAAAAUUGUUCAUAAAUAUUUAAAGACAUUUGUACCAAAUGAGUCGAGGAGUUCUGAAGAAAAAGAGCGACAUGAUGAAUCUGACGAUGUUGACGAAGAUGACGAGAAAACGCCGACAGUUUUUUCUGAUAUAAUGAACUUGGAAAAUGACUUCCCUUCCAGGGCUCACUGUUUAUGUCGAUGGUUUGGACUGCAGGAGUUCAUAAUCAUUUCCCCAGCAGUUAAUGAAAAGAUUGACAGCGAGAGCCGUUCCAAACUCUUGCUAAGUUCAGCUAGUGUUGCCUUGAAUAAUACCUGUUGUACAGUACCAGUCUUCAUCCAGGUUCAACAGAGCUGGCGUAAACUCUAUUGUGGAACUUGUAGUCUUCCUGGAGCAAGUGUUGAGUUUGAAAUGGUCCAUUUAAAGAAGACGCCAACACAGUAUAAUCAUCUGGCAGGUCUCCUUGAUGUAUUCAAGUCGAAACUCGGUUGUGUGUAUAUUUCAAUGCCACCUGUGUCUGUAUCAGUACGAUUCACUUACAUCUUGGAAGAUUGGGGAAGCUCCUUUUGGGCUCAAGAAAUGCCUGACUUCAAUGGUGUUAUGGAGGGAGAAGUUGGAUGUAAAAGUUUUGGUGUUCUUCCAUUUGGGGUAUGUGAAGAUCCAGUAAGUGAUCUUAACCUGUCCUGUACGUGGCCCAGUUUGUCAGAAGAUAUGAUUGUAGAAAACCAUAUUUAUUCUGAUCUUGAUCCUUUGCAAGCACCACAGUGGAGUGUAAGAGUCAAUAUGACUGAAGAUCCUGUUAGCUUGCUUGGUGAUUACCUCAGAGAAUUCCUCAGUCUUUGCAACCGAAAAGAAACCACUGAUGAACUGCUGGGAAGUAAAAUAUCAGAAGACCAAGAUAAACAGCAAGCAGGAGACAUCAGCCAAGUCCUUCAGCGACUCACAGAACCGACAGUGUCCUAUUCACUUCCAUCGCUAGGAAAUGUUGUGUCCAGAGCAACAGCCAGAUUGAAAAUGAAGCCAGAAGAAGCACCUAUUCCUGAAGAAAUGCUGAAUCACAUUCUGUUUUUCUUGUUUCCUGAUGCUCAAGGGACAGCUUCUAAAUGUGCUGAAGCCAAAGAAGACUCAGAAGAUGAGGAUGGAGAAAAAAUUCCUGAAACUGAAAGGUAUCAAGAGCUUAUGAAGCAAAUGAAUAAGCAGAUGAAGUCCGCUCCUUUAGACAGCUUGACAUUCAAGCUUGCAGUUACAUUCUGCAUCAUUAAUCACAACCAUGGCGGCCUUAGUGCAGUUGCUCACUUAUGGCAAGAGUUCAUUUUGGAAAUGAGGUACAGAUGGGAAAAUGGUCAUCUGAUUUCUGGCAUUGAACAAUGUCAACCCAAUUUGGGUACUUGCCUUUUGCACCAGAAAUUGCAAAUGUUAAAUUGCUGUAUAGAAAGGAAAAGGAAGAGAGAAUCUAUGGGUUACAAUUUGGAAUCUUCGCCUAGAGAAAACAGUUUACCAAAGGAUGCAGACCUUAAUGAUCAGACUGUAUUAUGCAAUGACAAUUCUGAGACUGUGUCACCAAAAGCGACACCUAAUUCAUCUAAGGCUGAUUUUGUGGCCAGUGGUGGAAGCUCAAGUGAUGAUGAGUUCUUUGAAUGCGAAGAUGAGAAAUCUGAAGCAGCUAAGACAGCUCCAAAAGAUGAAGCAAAAGAAAAUGUACCUGAUGAUCAUGUUGAUGAAUACAACACUGAUACACUAAAACAACAGAACAGCACUGAAUCUUGCCUCAGUGAAACCUUCACUGAUACUGUCACUCACAAACCUGAGGGCAGAUUAGCUCCGUGUAAAGACUUGAAGCUACUGAGUUCAGGGGAACCAAUGUACAUCCCAAUAACACAGGAACCAUCCCCAAUGACUGAAGAUAUGUUGGAGGAACAUGCUGAGGUCUUGGCCAAGUUAGGAUCAUCUCCAGAAGGUACACAGCUGAGAGCUCGCAUGCAGAGUGCUUGUCUGCUUUCGGAUAUGGAGUCAUUCAAGGCGGCCAACCCUGGAUGUUCUUUGGAGGAUUUUGUUAGAUGGUAUUCUCCAAGAGAUUUCAUUGAAGAAGAAGUGGAUGAAGAUGACGGAACUGUGAUCCAUGGUUGCCUGAGUCCAAGAAUGCAGAUUCCUGGUAACAUGUGGGUUGAAGUGUGGCAAAGUUCCCGGCCAGUUCCGGCAAGGCGGCAGAAAAGGCUCUUUGAUGACACUAAAGAAGCUGAAAAAGUUCUGCAUUUUUUGGUUUCACUAAAACCUGCAGAUGUUGUUAUCCAGCUGAUGCCUGUAUUGAUCCAUGCAUCCAUUGUUAAGAUCUUGGAAAAUGAGGAACCUGAUGUUCCAACAUUAAAGACACUUGUUAACCAGAUUGUAUCCAAGUCCGUCAAGCUUACCCAUUACCCUGUGAACAGAAAAUAUGAACAACUUGUGCACAUGAUUGAACUUGCUGAGACUGUCAUAGCGAGGACAAGAUCACUGAAGUCUAAAUUCACGGUGGACAUGCUGGAAAACGUGGGUGGUGAGGAAGAGCUACAGCUGUUUGUGUCAAGUCUUCUUCAGCAGCCAGAAGUAAACGUACGAGGUGGGCCAUGUGGGCCAGCUGGGGCCAUUAUUCACAAACUGUUUGUGGCAUCCCAAAAGGCCGAAUUUAUGCUUCUGGAUGAGGAGAAAGAUUCCAAACAGCCCACAGAAGAGCCGCACAAACCUGCUAGUACUGUUUCCGACUUUCCUAGGGCAUCUGCCAGAGAGUACAUACUCCGAGCAAUGGUGCCAAGACCAGCUCCUUACUCUAGAGUCCUUCCUCAAAAGAUGUAUUGUGUUCUGGUGGACAAUGACUUUAGAUUAGCAGGGGCAUUUUCUUCAGACACCACAUUUCAGUGAAUUGUUUUUUUAUUAUUUUAUUUAUUUACAUCUUGAAAAUGUAUUUACAUGUUGCAAUUGUUCUUUCUAAUUUAAUUACUUGAUUAGACCAGCUUUCUAUUAACACGAUUUAUCGAUACGAUGCAUUUACAUAAUACCUUUUCCAUAUGCAUGAUUCCAUUCAUGGGAAGGGUGUGACAUAGCCCAGUGGUAAAGCGCUCGCUUGAUGCACGGUCGGUUUGUAAUUGAUCCCCAUCGGUGUGUCCAUUGGGCUAUUUCUUGCACCAGCCAGUGCACCACAACUGGUAUAUCAA